AUGGCCGGAGGAAGGAGAGGACUUGUAGCCCCUCAAAACACUUUUUUAGAAAAUAUUGUCAGACGAUCUAACGGUAAGGAUCUUGCACACGUGAGAUGCGCUAUGCCUAUGAUAAUUCUCUUGAGGAUGGAGUAGCCAAAAAAAAAAAAAAACAUGUUAGGGUGUUAAAUCAUCGAUGAAUCUUACCCUCUUUGGCAUGUAAAAACGCAUAAGAAUGGCGAGGGUCGAGAAACUGCGAGAUCUUUCUCCGUUAACGUCGUCGUGACUUCAGAAUAAUCAUAAAACAAUUUCCAUCUCCUUCGAAUCAUUUGUGGUCAAUUUUCAAACGUAAAUGUUUAGUAAAAGUUUGUAUGGUAGUCUGAACUUAUUAAUGGAAUGAAAUGGAUAGGCUUCAACUAGGUUAUUUGUCUGGCACAUUUCUCUUGUUUACAGUCAGGCUUGGGCACAUCCUAUUCACAGAAAGUCGCAUCCUAUUUUAUCUCGUGCACAUGGUAUCAGCUGUGACACACAAUUUGGGAAAUUAUGCAGUUUAAAAAUAGCCAAGGCUGUUUCUCGCUAGUCGGCCUAUAAUGAAGUAAAGAGAAAAUAACUUGAAUACAUUUUAUUUCAUAUACUUCAUAAAAUUAGAAUUGCACUUUAAAGUUGUUUGGCCUGUCGGUUCAUUGUGAUUUAGCAAAGUUACAGAAAACUACUUUUAGUUCAAAAGCUCAAAGAACGUGUAUAACUCUGUCCUCGUGAAAUAGUAUCCAAAAAUCACUCAAAUAAAACAUAACAGUUUGCAUGAAAGAAGUUUGUCACUGUCACUUUAACCAUUUUUCUUUUUAACUUUUCAGUAUGGACAUUAUCACAUAGACAGACAGGUAUAAACCCAACCCAUGUAUUGGAGUGCUGCUCAUGUUUUUCCCCUAAUCUCAUGCUCUAUUAACUCUGUACUAUGUUUGUUGUUCUGUACCAAUUUAUGUUAAUUUACAAAGCAAAUUAAUUCAAGUCUAUGACAUAGGCUUAACAUCCUGGCCUGUUGGAUGGAUACCUAUACUUUCCCUCCCACCUGUUCUCUUUUUAUUUAACAUCAACUUCUAUUAAUUUGGGGUCACAAACACUACCCAGCUAAAGUUUCGAAAAACGUUCUGUGUUAGCUGGGUAGUAACUGUUUGUUACUGGUAAUUCAAUUCCUAGGACGCUUGUUCUUUGUUGGGGCAUAGAUAACUGAUGCUUAGCUACCCAUCAGUGAUGGCAUCCUACUGUUGUUUUAAAAGCCAUUGUAAAAUAACAAAUGUUGGCAUGGAACGUUCUACUUCAUAGUACUGUGGUUGUGUUUGUGUCAGUAAUGUUACUGUUUGUCUUCAUUUAGCUUGGUGAAGUUUGUAGUUUGGUAGGAUAGUGUGUGUAGUUUGUGUGUUUUUUAUUGUUGGGUAGCACAUGUAGUUUGUGUUUUGUUCCCAUUCCAUGUUGAUGAUGAGUGACAUUUUGACACCACAGAUGGAACAUACUUUAUUAUUUAGUAAGCUACUGCUGCUGUACCAAGCACGUCUUUCAUAAUGCCAGGUUGAUUUUAUGUACUGGCAGAUUCAAUCAUGCUUUUUUUCUAACAACAAUGUGAACAACAUAUUGUGUGUGCAAUAGUGGGAGGAACCAAUUUAUUUAAAAAACAAUCUAUAUUCUCUGUGUGAGAGAGAGACAGUCAGUCCCCUAAUCUCAUAGCCGACAGGCCAGAAGCCUCCAGAGAGUUAGAGACAAGGAGACAGAACUGAAGCAUGUAGCGUGUCUUUUAAAUCUUUUAUGGUAUGAAAUAUUUAUGGUAUGAAAUGUUUGUCAGUGUAGCUCUUGAGGCUCCACAUACACAGCUACAGUAUUCUUAUCCUAUUCCCACUUUCCCUGGAUUCUAAGGCAUUGUGUGUGUUUGUGUGUGAGAAAGAGAGAGAGAGAAUGUGUGUGUGUGUGUGUGUGUGAGAAAGAGCGAGAGAAUGUGUGUGCGUGUUCACGCGCCUGUGUGUGGUGUGUGUGUUGCUUCAGAGGAUUGGAGUGAAGCUAAGAGUUUCCCUUUGAACAUGCAGAAUAACAGAGAUCAUUGGCAGUGUAGUGAGGCGGCAGGUAGCCUAGCGGUUAAGAGCAUUGAGCCUGUAACUGAAAGGUCGCUGGUUCGAUACCCCGAGCCGACUAGGUGAAAAAUCUGUCUGUGCCCAUGAGCAAGGUACUUAACCCUAAUUGCUCCUGUAAGUCGCUUUGGAUAAGAGCAUCUGCUAAAUGACCUAAAAUGUAAAAUGCAGUGUAUUCAUAGUUAUUACGCCCAACUCAUAUAGAGACAGGGAUGGAACUACUGUGGUGUGAAUGUAUAGCUCCGACUUUGAUGUUUUUCUUUCUUUGUGUGCUGAAGUCAGCAAAAGGUUAAAUCAGGAUUUUGUCCCUAAGAUCUGGGAGUUUUCUAUAAUCCUUUGUCAUAAAUAUCCUUAGAAUUGCCACUGUAUCUUCUCUCCCAUAAACAAUUGGUGGAACACAGCAAUUAAACCACAUGUCUGUGGAGUGUAGCUAUUCCUGUGCAUUUAAGUUGACUCAUGAAUCUAUGGUUGAACCUUUAGGUGCAGUCUUUCCUCGCUCUGUAGCUGUCUGAGUAGCUUCUAUGUCAAUAAUUUGUGAACGGAUCAAAAGCCAAUUUGAUCCUCAUCACAUUGAGUCAUGUAUUGUUGUCUUUUUAGAGCUUGCUUUUUCUCCCUUCCCAUAAGCAAUAAUUCAUACAAAUGUGAUAUUAUACAUGUGCUAUGUAGCUGCAUUGAAACACUAUCGUCAGUAUAGCAGCGUACUGUAGUAAGCUUCAGUGAGUCUGUGGCUGGGACAGACCAAUGUUUCUAUGCCGUUCUGUAUAUGAACGAAUAGUUGUAGUCCUAUAUCUGAAGGGGUAUUACAUUACAUAAGAGAAAGAAACAACAAACUAUGAUAUUUUAUAAUCACCUGGUAGUAUUUGUUAACCUUUAAUGUCUAUCAUUUAGGUUCUCACAGAGGGUUAAUGUAAUGUUCUCUGUGAGAAAUCAUCAAUUGUACCAGGAACACGUGGAGUGAGAUUUUGACAGUGCUAAAAAUGGUAUCACUUUAAAUACGCAGCAUGAUAUUUCAAACCAAAUCUACACUGUUUGAUUUAAACCCUGCGUGGAUUAUCUCUACUUUCCCAUAGGUACAAUGAGUGGUUUUGAAAUAAAUGCUAUUGUCGCCGGUGUUGGGAGUGACAUCUCUUUUAACACAAGCUUCACAUUUUUGUGCUGUCAAAAUAAAGCCCUAGGUGUCAUGCAGUGCUUACGUAGGCAUUAUGUCAGGCUUACGUAGGCAUUAUGACAGUCUUAUGUAUACCCCUUCAAGCCUAACUGACACUAACCCUCCCCACAUGCAGUGCUUACUUACUCAGCAUUAAUGGUAAGGAUGGUCUGAGACUGAGUACAGUACCCGUAUGUGAAGGAUCAUUCUGCUACUCUGUUUUUACACUGUACUGUAGUGGCUUCCAUCAUGCGAUAUGACUGUACUGUCGCCUGUCGAUGUCGACCCUGGGUUGGUGUCAACACCAUUUCACUUCAGUUUUUUAUUAGUUAUUUAAUUCAUGUAUUUUGAUUUCUAUUUCCAAGUCUGAAUUGAAUUUCAAUUCAGUUCCUAAUCAUGACUGUACUGAAAUGCAAUUUAUCCCAAUCCUGCUCCUCUCUUCUCCCCAUCCUGCGUAAUGUGUUGUAGAUAACUGUGACUAAUCACCAACGGGUGAGCCUUACCUCCUUCUCUGUUCCCCCUCAUCUUUGACAGAUACUAAUUUUGUCCUUGGGAAUGCUCAGAUCGUGGACUGGCCCAUCGUCUACAGCAACGAUGGCUUCUGCAAGCUGUCGGGGUACCACAGGGCGGAAGUCAUGCAGAAGAGCAGCACAUGCAGGUACAGUACACUGCCUUUCAUCUGUUUUUGUAGAUAUCUAAUUUAUUGAACAGCAACAAUGAACACUGAGGUAUUGUGGUUCUUGUUCUUGGUCUUCUUCUUCAGCUCAUUUUACUCCCAUAGUUCCUAAUUUACAUAAUAUUUUCAGAUACUGUAGAUUCAAUCACCAGAUUCCUUUUUUUCAGCCCACCAGCAUUAUAAAAUGAUGCAAAGAUCCCUGGAAUAAAAAUUACAUUGAAAAGGAAAAUAGAGGAAAACAAGAGAAUCACCUUUCCCUGCCAAACCAAAGCCCAUACUUUACAGCUAAUUCCACUGUGUUUAUCCCAGCCAGCAAACGAGAAGAAAUAAACCCCUAUUAAGAAUAAAAUAGACUGAAAUCACUCUUCAGACUCUCCCAAAGUGACUUAGUUCCAUUUCAUCGAGCUCUGCGUGCUCCAAACAAAGCUGGAUUAGUUGUUGUUGUGUGAAAAAGCAUGGGUGUUUUAAAGCUCUUUUUACACAUUUGAUCAUCGCUGGGAGGUAGCUAUUGUUUUCCUUUCCACAUUUAAGGUACCAUGCUCCCUUCUUUAAGUUCAAACUAAAGUUCUGAGAACAUUAAGCACAUCUUGCAUACAAAAACAACUUGCCACCAAUACCCUUUUCACACUACUGAGCCAAGCCGAACCAAACCAAGGUGUACUGGGCUGGCCUGGUUAUGCAUCCACCAUAGUUGCUGGAACUGUGUUGGAAAGGACAACGUGAAAAGAAAUCAUCUGAGUCAGCACAGUGUGGUUUGAGGUCGGCCCUAUAGUGUGAAUCAGACACAACAAUUCCGGAACCUUAAGGUAACCACUUUUUGUUUGAAGCCAACAGUCUUAGGGAGAUUUUUAUUUAUUUUUAUUUAACCAGGUAAGCCAGUUGAGAACAAGUUCUCAUUUACAACUGCGACCUGGCCAAGAUAAAGCAAUGCAGUGCGGAAAAAAACAACAACAACACAGAGUUACAUAUGGAAUAAACAAAACGUAUAGUCAAUAACACAAUAGAAAAUCUAUAUACAGUGUGUGCAAAUGUAGUAAGUUAUGGAGGUAAGGCAAUAAAUAGGCCAUAGUGCAAAAUAAUUACAAUUAUAAUUUAGUAUUAACACUGGAGUGAUAGAUGUGCAGAAGAUUAUGUGCAAAUAGAGAUACUGGGGUGCAAAUUAGCAAAAUAAAUAACAAUGUAAAUAACAAUAUGGGGAUGAGGUAGUUGGGUGGGCUAAUUACAGAUGGGCUGUGUACAGGUGCAGUGAUCGGUAAGCUGCUCUGACAACUGAUGCUUAAAGAUAGUGAGGGAGAUAAGUGUCUCCAGCUUCAGAGAUUUUUGCAGUUCGUUCCAGUCAUUUGCGACCAAAGGAGGUGUUGGCUUUGGGGAUGACCAGUGAGAUAUACCUGCUGGAACGCAUACUACGGGUGGGUGUUGCUAUGGUGACCAAUGAGCUAAGAUAAGGCGGGGAUUUGCCUAGAAGGGAUUUAUAGAUGACCUGGAGCCAGUGGGUUUGGCGACGAAUAUGUAGUGAGGGCCAGCCAAUGAGAGCGUACAGGACACAAUGGUGGGUAGUAUAUGGGGCUUUGGUGACAAAACGGAUGGCACUGUGAUAGACUACAUCCAAUUUGUGUUGGAAGCUAUUUUGUAAAUGACAUCGCCGAAGUCAAGGAUCGGUAGGAUAGUCAGUUUUACGAGGGCAUGUUUAGCAGCAUGAGUGAAGGAGGCUUUGUUGCGAAAUAGGAAGCCGAUUCUAGAUUUAACUUUGGAUUGGAGAUGCUUAAUGUGAGUCUGGAAGGAGAGUUUACAGUCUAACCAGACACCUAGGUAGUUGUCCACAUAUUCUAAGUCAGAGCCGCAGAGAGUAGUGAUUCUAGUCGGGCAGGCGGGUGCAAGCAGUGUUCGAUUGAAGAGCAUGCAUUUAGUUUUACUAGCGUUUAAGAGCAGUUGGAGGCCACGGAAGGAGUGUUGUAUGGCAUUGAAGCUCGUUUGGAGGUUUGUUAACACAGUGUCCAAUGAAUGGCCAGAUGUAUACAAAAUGGUGUCGUCUGCAUAGAGGUGAUUCUGAGAGUCACCAGCAGCAAGAGCGACAUCAUUGAUAUGCACAGAGAAUAGAGUUGGCCCGAGAAUUGAACCCUGUGGCACCCCCAUAGAGACUGCCAGAGGUCCAGACAACAGGCCCUCCGAUUUGACACAUUGAACUCUAUCUGAGAAGUAGUUGGUGAACCAGGCGAGGCAGUCAUUUGAGAAACCAAGGCUAUUUAGUCUGCCAAUAAGAAUGCGGUGAUUGACAGAGAAAUUGACAAAAGCCUUGGCCAGGUCAAUGAAGAUGGCUGCACAGUACUGUCUUUUAUCGAUCGCGGUUAUUAUAUCGUUUAGGACCUUGAGCGUGGCUGAGGUACACCCAUGACCAGCUCGGAAACCAGAUUGCAUAGCAGAGAAGGUACGGUGGGAUUCUAAAUGGUCGGUGAUCUGUUUGUUAACUUGGCUUUCAAAUACUUUCGAAAGGCAGGGCAGGAUGGAUAUAGGUCUGUAACAGUUUGGAUCUAGAGUGUCACCCCCUUUGAAGAGGGGGAUGACCGUGGCAGCUUUCCAAUCUCUGGGGAUCUCAGACGAUACGAAAGAGAGGUUGAACAGGCUGGUGAUAGGGGUUGCGACAAUUUUGGCGGCUAAUUUUAGAAAGAAAGGGUCCAGAUUGUCUAGCCCAGCUGAUUUGUAGGGGUCCAGAUUUUGCAGCUCUUUCAGAACAUCAGCUAUCUGAAUUUGGGUGAAGGAGAAGCGGGGGGGGGGGGGGGGGGGGGGCCAGGGUAGGGGUAGCCAGGUGGAAAGCAUGGCCAGCCGUAGCAAAAUGCUUGUUGAAAUUUUUGAUUAUCGUAGAUUUAUCUGUAGUGACAGUGUUUCCUAGCCUCAGUGCAGUGGGCAGCUGGGAGGAGGUGCUCUUAUUCUCCAUGGACUUCACAGUGUCCCAAAACUUUUUGGAGUUAGUGCUACAGGAUGCAAAUUUCUGUUUGAAAAAGCUAGCCUUUGCUUUCCUAACUGAUUGUGUAUAUUGGUUCCUGACUUCCCUGAAAAGUUGCAUAUCGCGGGGGCUGUUCGAUGCUAAUGCCGUACGCCACAGGAUGUUUUUGUGCUGGUCAAGGGCAGUCAAGUCUGGGGUGAACCAGGGGCUAGUUCUGAAUUUUUUCAAUGGGUCAUGCUUAUUUAAGAUGGAGAGGAAAGCACUUUUAAAGAACAACCAGGCAUCCUCUACUGACGGAAUGAGGUCAAUAUCCAUCCAGGAUACCCGGGCCAGGUCAAUUAGAAAGGCCUGCUCGCUGAAAUGCUUUAGGGAGUGUUUGACAUUGAUGAGGGGUGGUCGUUUGACCGUGGUCCCAUUACGGACGCAGGCAAUGAGGCAGUGAUUGUUGAGAUCCUGGUUGAAGACAGCGGGGGUGUAUUUAGAGGGUAAAUUAGUCAGGAUGAUAUCUGAGGGUGCCCAUGUUAACAGAUUUAGGGUUGUACUUGGUAGGUUCCUUGAUAAUUUGUGUGAGAUUGAGGGCAUCUAGUUUAGAUUGUAAGACGGCCGGGGUGUUAAGCAUAUCCCAGUUUAGGUCACCAAGCAAUACGAACUCUGAGGAUAGAUGGGGGGCAAUCAAUUCACAUAUGGUGUUCAGGGCACAGCUGGGGGCUGAGGGGGGUCUGUAACAAGCAGCAACAGUGAGAGACUUAUUUCUGGAAAGGUGGAUUUUUAGAAGUAGAAGCUCAAACUGUUUGGGCACAGACCUGGAUAGUAUGAUAGAGCUCUGCAGGCUAUCUCUACAGUAGAUUGCAACUCUCCCCCCCUUUGGCAGUUCUAUCUAGACGGAAAAUGUUGUAGUUGGGAAUGGACCUUUCUGAAUCUUUGGUGGCCUUCCUAAGCCAGGAUUCAGACACUGCUAGAACAUCAGGGUUGGCUGAGUGUGCUAACGCAGUGAAUAACUCAAAUUUAGGGAGGAGGCUUCUGAUGUUAACAUGCAAGAAACCAAGGCUUUUGCGAUUACAGAAGUCAACAAAUGAUAGCGCCUGGGGAGCAGGAGUGAUAGUGGGGGCUACAGUGCCUGGGUUAACCUCUACAUCACCAGAGGAACAGAGGAGGAGUAGAAUAAGGAUACGGCUAAAGGCUUUAAGAACUGGUCUUCUAGUGUGUUGGGUACAGAGAAAAAAAGGGGCCGAUUUCCAGGCGUUGUAGAAUAGAUUCAGGGCAUUAUGUACAGACAAGGAUAUGGAAGGAUAUGACUACAGUGGAGGUAAACCUAAGCGUUAGGUAAAGAUGAAAGAGAGAGCAUCACUGGAGGCACCGAUUGAGCCGGUCUCCGCGUUUGUGGGGGGUGGGACAAAGGAUCUAUCUGAGACAGGUUGAGCAGGACUGGGGGCUCUACAUUGAAAAUGUACAGUUAGAACUAACUGAAACAGCAAUAGACAAGGCAUAUUGACAUGGGAGAUAGGCAUAAAGCAGUCACAGGUGUUAUUCGAGAGAGCUAAGACAACAGCUGAUAAUGGCAACGAAAGUUUGAGCUGAGGCUAAACAGAUCAACAGGAUGGGGUACCGUAUAAAGGAACAGUCCAGCAGGCAUCAGCUGUGUAGCUGAGUGAUCAUAAGGUCCAGUGAACAGCAAUAAGUAAGUCCGGGAGCAGUUCAGUGGCUGCUACGUUACAAGCGAGCUGGAGGCACGGCUGUUGAUUGCGUGUGCUAGCGGGCCGGGGCUAGCAGAUGGAUCUUCGUGGUCGUCGCAACGGGAAGCCUGUUGAAACCACAUCAGACAAUUACGUCGGCAGACCAGUCGUGAUGGAUCGGCGGGGCUCCGUGUCAACACUAGGAGGUCCCGUCCGGUUGACAGAGAGGUAGAUAGCCGGGAGACGGGCCUGGCUCGAGGCUAGCUCAAGGCUAACUGGGGUUAGCUUCUGGACAGUGGUGAUUAGUGGUGAUUAGCCAACAACGACAAUAGCCAUUCGGUUGCAGCUAGCUAGUUGCGAUGAUCCGGUGUUAAGGUCCAGUGAUUCAGUGAUUCCGGCAGACAAUCCGAUAUGCUCUGGCUCGAUAGCCCGAUGUGCAGACUGUGCAGACUGGCCGAUAAUUGUUCAGGCUAGAGCUGGCUGGUAGGUAGUGCAGGCCACGGCCACGGACAAUGGUGAAGACCACUAACGGUGGCUAAUAGCAAGUAGCUAGUUAGCUGGCUAGUUUCAGCCUGAGGUUCUGGAUAAAAAUGUAUGAAGAAAUAAUAGAAUCCUUUCCACAUUGGUUGAGAUGUCGCAUCCUUGCAGCUAUUGUCCAAUAAGAAAUGCUUUUGUUCAUUCUCUUUUGAAAAAUGUUUUGCUACAGUGUGCGCUAAUGAAGACAACCCAGUCUAUAAGGCGCAUGGUGUGUCGACAUGUUCAUGUCAGGAGUGAUGUCAGAUGAAGCCAACAGUCUUUGGGAGCCGUCGCGCCUUGAUCCUUGCGAGCAGCCCCCAAAAUACAGUCUCAUUAGAAUUACCCUGUUGUUCAAAGCUAACACAAUUUUUUAGAUGCACUGGAACAGACUGUACCUCAGGAUGGCUGCAAUCAGUGGUGUGAGACCAGAGUGUGUUAAACCAGAGAGUGUGUGCGUGCUGGUGCAUGUUAACUGUACCUUGAAGAUGGAUAUUUUGAGUAUCAGAUAAUUAAAAUGGAUCGGUGUGCCAACAAAGGCCCUUAGAUCAUUGUUUCUCAACCUGGACCACUGGCCAUUAAACAUGAUCAAUCCAACCAAUUAACUAAUCAUCAAGCCCUUAACUGCAUCUCAGUGCUAGAGGCGUCACUACAGACCCUGGUUCGAUUCCAGGCUGUAUCACAAUCCGGCCGUGAUUGGGAGUCCCAGAGGGCGGCGCACAAUUAGCCCAGCGUCGGCCGGGUUUGGCUGGGGUAGGCCGUCAUUGUAAAUCAGAAUUUGUUCUUUUACAUUUACAUUUAAGUCAUUUAGCAGAUGCUCUUAUCCAGAGCGACUUACAGUUUAGUCACAUUAUUAUUAUUAUAUAUAUAUUUUUUUCAUACCCCCUGUGGGAUACGAACCCACAACCCUGGCGUUGCAAACGCCAUGCUCUAUCAACUGAGCUACAUCCCUGCCGGCCAUUCCCUCCCCUACCCUGGACGACGCUGGGCCAAUUGCGCGCCGCCCCAUGGGUCUCCCGGUCGCGGCCGGCUACGACAGAGCCUGGAUUCGACCACUGCGCCACUCGGGAGUUCUUAACUGACUAAAUUAAAUAAAGGGUUAAAUAAAAAUAAAUAAAAUAAAAACUAGUUGAGAUGUGCUAGUGGUGGAACAGAUCUAAUACAGAUGUGAUAAUUUAAUUUGACUCUACAUUCUAUGGCAGCAGCAGGGGGCGAGAGAAAUAGACAGAGAGAGUAGUAGACAGAGAAAGUUAAGAGUUAGAAGGACAGAAAAACGUAGAAAAUGAGAGAGACAUACAGUUGAAGUCGGAUGUUUACAUACACUUAGUAGGUUGGAGUCAUUAAAACUCAUUUUUCAACCACUCCACAAAUUUCUUGUUAACAAACUAUAGUUUUUGCAAGUCGGUUAGGACAUCUACUUUGUGCAUGACACAAGUAAUUAUUUCACUUAUAAUUCACUGUAUCACAAUUCCAGUGGGUCAGAAGUUUACAUACACUAAGUUGACUGUGCCUUUAAACAGCUGGAAAAAUUCCAGAAAAUGAUGUCAUGGCUUUAGAAGCUUCUGAUAGGCUAAUUGACAUCAUUUGAGUCAAUUGGAGGUGUACCUGUGGAUGUAUUUCAAGGCCUACCUUCAAAUGCAAUGCCUCUUUGCUUGACAUCAUGGGAAAAUCAAAAGAAAUCAGCCAAGACCUCAGAAAGAAAUAUUGUAGACCUCCACAAGUCUGGUUCAUCCUUCGGAGCAAUUUCCAAAUGCCUGAAGGUACUACGUUCAUCUGUACAAACAAUAGUACCCAAGUAUAAACACCAUGGGACCACGCAGCUGUCAUACCGCUCAGGAAGGAGAUGCGUUCUGUCUCCUAGAGAUGAACGUACUUUGGUGCGAAAAGUGCAAAUCAAUCCAAGAACAACAGCAAAGGACCUUGUGAAGAUGCUGGAGGAAACAGGUACAAAAUUAUCUAUAUCCACAGUAAAAUGAGUCCUAUAUCGACAUAACCUGAAAGGCCGCUCAGCAAGGAAGAAGCCACUGCUCCAAAACCAGACAAUGAUCCCAAGCAUACUUCCAAAGUUGUGGCAAAAUGGCUUAAGUACAACAAAGUCAAGGUAUUGGAGUGGCCAUCACAAAGCCCUGACCUCAAUCCUGUAGAAAAUGUGUGGGCAGAACUGAAAAGCGUGUGCGAGCAAGGAGGCCUACAAACCUCACUCAGUUACACCAGCUCUGUCAGGAGGAAUGGGCCAAAAUUCACCCAGUUUAUUGAGGGAAGCUUGUAAUAAUAUAAUAAUAUGCCAUUUAGCAGACGCUUUUAUCCAAAGCGACUUACAGUCAUGCGUGCAUACAUUUUUGUGUAUGGGUGGUCCCGGGAUCGAACCCACUACCUUGGCGUUUCAAGCGCCGUGCUCUACCAGCUGAGCUACAGAGGACCACUUGUAGAAGGCUACCCAAAACGUUUGACCCAAGUUAAACAAUUUAAAGGCAAUGCUACCAAAUACUAAUUGAGUGUAUGUAAACUUCUGACCCACUGGGAAUGUGAUGAAAUAAAUAAAAGCUUGAAUAAAUCAUUCUCUCUACUAUUAUUCUGACAUUUCACAUUCUUAAAAUAAAGUGGUGAACCUAACUGACCUAAGACAGGGAAUUUUUAUUAGGAUUAAGUGUCAGGAAUUGUGAAAAACUGAGUUUAAAUGUAUUUGGCUAAGGUGUAUGUAAACUUCCGACUUCAACUGUAAGUGAAACAGACAGAGAAGAUUUCAGAUAACUACAUUGUUUGUGCAAUCAUAAGAAACAUUGAUAAACACUUCACACACAAUAAGGCAUUUCAAGAGACUACAUUUACACAGCCUAAUUUUACUACAUUGCUGCACUCUAACAUGUCUAUGCUCUUGUUUUUGAAUGCUACUGGGUGUCAUUAAAAAUGAACACUGUUGUUUUGCAUUUGUGUUUCUAGCUUCAUGUACGGGGAGCUCACAGACAAGGAUACUAGCGAGAAAGUACGGCUAACGUUUGAAAACUACGAGAUGAACUCGUUUGAAAUACUAAUGUAUAAAAAAAACAGUAAGUACCAAGUGAAUAUGAAAAACAGCCUCUUAUCAUGCUAAUGUAUUCUGCCAUUUCUUAUGAAUAUGUACAAUGAUGUUCCAACGUCGACUGGAACAGUACUAACCCUGUAGAUCAUGGGCCGCAUCCAUAAAGCGUCUCAUAGUAGGAGUGCUGAUCUAGGAUCAGUUUUGCCUUGUAGAUCAUAAUGAAUCAGUGGAGACCUGAUCCUGGAUCAGCACUCCUACUCUGACAUGCUUUAUGAAUACAGGCCCAGUUAUAACUUCCUGUCCCGCCAGCAGGGAGCUGGGUCUUUGAGCCCAGUUAUAACCAUGUGCUUUUUUCACAAAUAAGUUUCUGUUGAUGGCUGUAUUCCCCAUUCCCCCGAUUGUAUCAAAGACUAUUAUAGAUAAAGCUAUAAUAAUGUAUGUUCUCUCAUCUCAGGAACGCCGGUAUGGUUCUUUGUGAAGAUAGCCCCUAUACGAAACGAACAGGAAAAAGUGGUGCUGUUUCUGUGCACCUUCAGUGACAUCACAGCCUUUAAACAACCAAUAGAAGAUGAAACUUCGAAAGGUGAGUGACAGAGUUUGUAAGUGGCAACAAAGGAUGUGGUCCCAUUUACUUGAAUAGUCCCCUACAGAUGUGCAAGUCAUAAAAAGCUUUUUGACUACGUUUUACAAUAAAGUAUUAUAAUAACGUUAUAUGUUACGUCUAAAGCCCUCAUCAGGGUACUGCUUUUAAUCAAAACACAUUGUUUUUAUGAAUAAUAACACUCUGGUUAAUUCAUAAAUUCAAUCUUGGUCUUCCUUUGCAAAGCUAUUAGUACAUUCUCAUUAUUUUCACACAGACUACUAACCCCAAAACCCUUUUCUUGCCUCGUGCUCUCAGGUUGGGGGAAGUUUGCCCGGCUAACUCGUGCUCUGACCAGCAGUAGAGGGGUGUUACAGCAGCUACAGCCUACUGUACACAAGGGAGAGAACGUUCACAAGCACUCCCGCCUAGCUGAGGUACGCUAAUAUUUAUGUCUAUUGUACGUGUUUAUAACUACACUGAUAAAGCUAGGUAUUUUGUGUGUGUGUGUGUGUGUGUGUGUGUGUGUGUGUGUGUGUGUGUGUGUGUGUGUGUGUGUGUGUGUGUGUGUGUGUGUGUGUGUGCAUGCGCCAUUCCAUUUGGUUAUGGUGGAGGCAUGUGCCCCUGUGCUGUGAAUCCAUUUGUCUCUGUCCUUUUUUGUGAUUAUAGAGAUGCACUGAAAUGAUAACACACACACACACCCAUGUACACACACACAGAUGUACACACACACACCAUAUAUGGAUGUAACAAUAUCUAAGCAACCUUUAAAGGUAGACUCAGCGAUAUAACAUAGAUGCAGAAAGUAAACAUCAUAGUGGGUCAAUUUCCGCAACAACUAAGAGCGUUGAAGCACGAGGCUCAACUUCUCCUCUGUUUUGGGCCCCUGGCUACCACACUGUAACAGCAUGAAGUGAACCUGUGCACAGGCGCAGAUACUGUGUGUGACUGUGUGAGAGCAAAGUCUUGCAUCAUCGCUGAUCUCAAUAUCUGCAGUGCUGCUUGUGGCAACGUCAUUUCGCUGAGUGUACCUUUAGGUGAACUGUAACCUCUUGGUUUACACCAAACCCUUUUAUUCCAUCAAACUCAUCAAAGAUAUACAAUCUGCAGGUCCUCCAGCUGGGCUCAGACAUCCUCCCCCAGUACAAGCAGGAGACGCCCAAGACGCCGCCCCACAUCAUCCUCCACUACUGUGCCUUCAAGACCACCUGGGACUGGGUCAUCCUCAUCCUCACCUUCUACACGGCCAUCAUGGUUCCUUACAACGUCUCCUUCAAGGUCUGAACCAUAGAAUUACAUAUACUUUAUCCCUUACCAAGAUGGCUGCCAUUAUCAGCAUAUUCUAUCUAGAGCUAUGCAGGUGUGACAUCAAUCACUCUAAUUUGUAUUCUAUAUCUCGGUCCCACUUUAAACAAAGUACAACUUGUAAAGGCUUUAUAUAACAUACAGUACCAGUCAAAAGUUUGGACACACCUACUCAUUCCAGGGUUUUUCUUUAUUUCUACUAUUUUCUACAUUGUAGAAUGAUAGUUAAGACAUCAAAACUAUGACAUAACACAUAUGGAAUCAUGUAGUAACCAAAAAAGUGUUAAACAAAUCAAAAUAGCCACCCUUUGCCUUGAUGACAGCUUUGCACACUCUUGGCAUUCUCUCAACCAGCUUCAUGAGGUAGUCACCUGGAAUGCAUUUCAAUUAACAGGUGUGCUUUGUUAAAAGUUAAUUUGUGGAAUUUCUUUCCUUCUUAAUGCGUUUGAGCCAAUCAGUUGUGUUGUGACAAGGUAGGGUUGGUAUACAGAAGAUAACUCUAUUUGGUAAAAGUCCAAGUCCAUCUUAUGGCAAGAACAGCUCAAAUAAGCAAAUAGACAAGUUUCUUCAAGUGCAGUCGCAAAAACCAUCAAGUGCUAUGAUGAAACUGUCUCUCAUGAGGACCGCCACAGGAAAGGAAGACCCAGAGUUACCUCUGCUGCAGAGUAUAAGUUCAUUAGAUUUACCAGCCUCAGAAAUCAGUAACUGCACCUCAGAUUGCAGCCCAAAUAAAUGCUUCACAGAGUUCAAGUAACAGACACAUCUCAACAUCAACUGUUCAGAGGAGACUGUGUGACUCAGGCCUUCAUGGUCGAAUUGCUGCAAAGAAACCACUACUAAAGGACACCAAUAAUAAGAAGAGACUUGCUUGGGCCAAGAAACACGAGCAAUGGACAUUAGACCGGUGGAAAUCUGUCCUUUGGUCUGAUGAGUCCAAAUAGGAGAUGUUUGGUUCCAACCGCCGUGUCUUUGUGAGACGCAGAGUAGGUGAACGGAUGAUCUCCGCAUGUGUGGUUGCCACCGUGAAGCAUGGAGGAGGAGGUGUGAUGGUGUGGGGGUGCUUUGCUGGUGACACUGUCUGUGAUUUAUUUAGAAUUCAAGGCACACUUAACCAGCAUGGCUACCACAGCAUUCUGCGGCGAUACACCAUCUCAUCUGGUUUGCGCUUAGUGGGACUAUCAUUUGUUUUUCAACAGGACAAUGACCCAAAACACACCUCCAGGCUGUGUAAGGGCUAUUUGACCAAGAAGGAGAGUGAUGGAGUGCUGCAUCAGAUGACCUGGCCUCCACAAUCACCCUACCUCAACCCAAUUCAGAUGGUUUGGGAUGAGUUGGACCGCAGAGUGAAGGAAAAACAGCCAACAAGUGCUCAGCAUAUGUGGGAACUCCUUCAAGACUGUUGGAAAAGCAUUCCAGGUGAAGCUGGUUGAGAGAAUGCCAAGAGUGUGCAAAGCUGUCAUCAAGGCAAAGGGUGGCUACUUUGAAGAAUCUGAAAUCUAAAAUAUAUUUAGAUUUGUUUAACAAUUGUUUGGUUACUGCAUGAUUCCAUAUGUGUUAUUUCAUAGUUUUGAUAUCUUCACUAUUAUUCUACAAUGUAGAAAAUAGUAAAAAUAAAGAAAAACCCUUGAAUGAAUAGGUGUCCAAACUUUUGACUGGUACUGUACAUAAAUGCUUCACAAAUCAUCUAUAAGCGUAUGUCAUGACUCAUUCUCUAUAAAUAGUGUAUAAACAUACAAAGUGUGUUAUUUCACAAUUCACUCUACAGUGGGAAUGGUUAUGUCACCCUUUAUACAACAUUUUUCAAGUAUGACAUACGCUUAUAGAUGAUUUGUGAAGCAUUUAUGUAGUGAUUAUGAAGCCUUUAUGUAUGCUUUAUAAAGCCUUUAUAAGUUGUACUUUGUUUAAAGUGGGACCUAUCUCAAUGGCCUAACAAAGAUUAUAUAAUCUACUAUAAUAAAGAUCCUCUCCUGUCCUCAAGGAUAUAUCAAAAAUGUAGGCUAAUAAUCUUGGGGAUGUAAUAUAGAUUCUCUACUCUAAAGCAAAUUGCCAUUUGGGAAUAACACAGAUUCUCUACUAUACUGCUCUAUUAAGAUUCUCUCCUCUACUAUAACAAAGAGUAUCUACUCUACUACUGUACAAUCACAAAGAUUCUCCCAUCUCUUCCUCCAGACCAAGCAGAACAAUGUGACGUGGCUGGUGGUGGACAGCAUCGUAGAUGUAAUCUUCCUGGUGGACAUCGUGCUCAACUUCCACACUACCUUUGUGGGCCCGGCCGGAGAGGUCAUCUCCGACCCCAAGCUCAUCAGGAUGAACUACCUGAAGACAUGGUUCGUCAUCGACCUGCUCUCCUGCCUGCCUUACGACGUCAUCAACGCCUUCGAGAAUGUGGACGAGGUCAGUACUGUGUGUGUGUGUGUAUGUAUGUGGUGGGUGUUCGUCAUCAACCUGCUCUCCUGCCUGGCCUACAACCUCUUUAGCGCCUUUCGAGAAUGUGGACGAGGUCAAUCGGGUCUGACAAUAUUUUGGUAAUUUAGCUUUUACAGCUUUAAUAGUGGUGUUGCCACUGCCAGCCCCAUGCUCUAACCCACAACCCUGGUGUUGCCACUGCUAGGCCCAUGCUCUAACCCACAACCCUGGUGUUGCCACUGCUAGGCCCAUGCUCUAACCCACAACCCUGGUGUUGCCACUGCCAGCCCCAUGCUCUAACCCACAACCCUGGUGUUGCCACUGCCAGCCCCAUGCUCUAACCCACAACCCUGGUGUUGCCACUGCUAGGCCCAUGCUCUAACCCACAACCCUGGUGUUGCCACUGCUAGGCCCAUGCUCUAACCCACAACCCUGGUGUUGCCACUGCUAGCCCAUGUUCUACAUUAGUAGUCUCUAGUAGUCUAAACCCAGUGAGCUAUAUUGAUUCGCUGCCAUUGAAAUAUUGAAGUGUCAGAGCUUUUCCUUUCCUGUCUGACUAUAUAAUUUAUGUUUGGCUAAUGACAGCAGCUAAUGUCCUAAUCCUAAUGUCCUUACCCACCCUCCAGAAACCCCAAACACAGCCUUUUCUCAGUCUCUUCCAGAGAACCAAUGAGCUCAGCCUUAUAUUAGCUUAUAUUACUGGAUGUCAGGCUGUGUGUGUGUGUGUGUGUGUGUUUGUACGAGUUCAGCCUGUUAACCAGCGUAUGUUACUGGACAUCAGGCUCCAUUUGAAGGUCCACAAACCUGGCAGCGUUUAUUUGUCUUAUGGCAGCCUUAUAGAGUUAUUAUGGCGGUCGGUUGUUUUUGAUUUGUGACUCCGUCUUCAGUGUGUGUGGCUGUGUUUUCACACAGUAACUAAAGGCCUCUCUGGGUUUUGCGGUUCUCUGAGUGCCUCUUCUCCACGUUUACGACCAGAAGCUGCUCACCAAGAGAUAGUAAGGGAAUUCAAGGAAAAGGAAGAUUCUCUUUGAACAGAAAGAAAAUAUCCUUCAAGAGCAGCAUAUUAGCGCCGUCCCUCCUACCUUCCACACACAUUCAUUCAAUUAUGGAAUUAAACCCGUUUAUCCAUGAGUGUUAAAGCGUUGAGGCUCGGGCACAUAUUACUGUAUGACUCAGACUGCUGCAGCAAUAGGAAAUGUAGUAUUGCUGUCAUUUUCAAUAUGUGAAGUGCCUUGCUUACUCAAAGGGGUCAGUCUCCUUACCAGAGAAUUCAGCAGUGUGUCAGUAGUCACACAACCCCAUGGUGAUGAGGUAUAUAUACACUACAUGACCAAAAGUAUGUGGACACUUGCUCGUCCAUCUAAUUACAACCCCCCCCCCCCCCCCCCCCCCUUUGCUGCUAUAACAGCCUCCACUGUUCUGGGAAGGCUUUCCACUAGAUGUGGGAACACUGCUGCAGGGACUUGCUUCCAUUCAGCCACAAGAGCAUUAGUCAGGUCGGGCACUGAUGUUGGCCGAUUAGGCCUGGCUCGUAGUCGGCGUUCCAAUUCAUCCCAAAGGGGUUUGAUGGGGUUGAGGUCAGGUCUCUGUGCAGGCCAGUCAAGUUCUUCCACACCGAUCUCGACAAACCCAUUUCUGUAUGGACCUCGCUUUGUGCACUGGGGCAUUGCCAUUCUGAAACAGGAAAGGGCCUUCCCCAAACUGUUGCUACAAAGUUGGAAGCACAGAAUCGUCCAGAAUGUCAUUGUAUGCUGUAGUAUUAAGAUUUCCCUUCACUGGAACUAAGGGGCCUAGCCCGAACCAUGAAAAACAGCCCCAGACCAUUAUUCCACCUCCACCAAAAUGUACAGUUGGCACUACGCAAUGGGGCAGGUAGUGUUCUCCUGGCAUCCGCCAAAUCCAGAUUUGUCCGUUGGACUACCAGAUGGUGAAGCAUGAUUCAUCACUCCAGAGAACGCGUUUCCACUGCUCCAGAGUCCAAUGGUGGCGAGCUUUACACCACUCCAGCCGACGCUUGGCAUUACGCAUGGUGAGCUUAGGCUUGUGUGCGGCUGCUAGGCCUUGGAAACCCAUUUCAUGAAGCUCCCGAUGUACAGUUAUUGUGCUGACAUUGCUUUCAGAGGCAGUUUGGAACGCGGUAGUGAAUGUUGCAACCGAGGACAGACAAUUUCUACACGCUACGCGCUUCAGCACUCGGCGGUCCCGUUCUGUGAGCUUGUGUGGCUUACCACUUCGCGUCUGAGCCGUUGUUGCUCCUAGACGUUUCCACUUCAAAAUAACAGCACUUACAGCUGACCGGGGCAGCUCUAGCAGGACAGACAUUUGACAAACUGACUUGUUGGAAAGGUGGCAUCCUAUGACGGUGCCACUUUGAAAGUCACUGAGCUCUUCAGUAAGGCCAUUCUACUGCCAAUGUUUGUCUAUGGAGAUUGCAUGGCUGUGUGCUCGAUUGUAUACACCUGUCAGCAACGGCAGUGGCUGAAAGAGCCGAAUCCACUAAUUUGAAGGGGUGACCACAUACUUUUGUAUGUAUAGUGUAGAUUUGGAAAGACCUGUUUCAGAUCUGUAAGUCUCAGGUAAACAUGUCUCAGAGGCACAGAUAAACAGAGUUAGAUUCCAUUUCAAUUCAGUCAAUUCAUGAAGUAAACUGAAAUUGCUUUUCAAUGAGGAAAAUGUGAAUUGGACUUUCAUCAAAUGAGCAGUGACGAAAAAUCUGUUUAACCAAAACAAAAUUCCUCAUUAGUCGUCAAAUCCCACACAGUCUGUUGACAGACGCUACGAUACCAGUUAUGUUGCGUGCAUAACCUGGCUGCCUGCAGACGUUAACUUUCUAUAGCUUUCAAUGCCAUCUCUUCUCCAUGGCUCUGUCUGUGGCCUUUGAAGAAAGUAUUGGAUUUGAGUUUCCAGACUUUCUGUUGAACGUGUUUUGAUCUGGCUGCCUGCAGAGAGAGACCUUCACACAGCUCUCUCUGGGUGCUCAAGUGUGGUGUGGGUACCCUCACUGUCUUUCACCCAGCACUCUCUCUCUCUCUGUCAGUCUGUCACUCUCUUCUCCUUUGAAGUGAGCUGGCUGACUUUCAUUUUUCUCUUCAGGGGAAGUGUUAGAGAACAGUGGGGGUAAUUAGUCCUAUUGCCCCCGACAGAACCUCCAGUGCUACCUUGUGAAGAAGAUCUCUGUCACGACUUCUGCCGUAUUUUACCUCCUGCGCCUGACUCCUUCUUUCACACCUCGUCACAAUCUCAUUAAAUGGAGCUGGGAGAAAAUAGUUUGCUUGCCUCAAUCCAGACUGAAUCACGUGUUUCAUUAGUGGAGUGAAACAGAGCUUAAUUCAGUCUGGAUUUGCAGGCUAGGAGUCUGCAAUCCAAUGCUAGUCCACUAGAAGAGACAGUCAGUCAGUCACUGCUUCUAAUGCUUUAAUGUGUUUUACAUGUGAAGGCUACCCCUAGCAGUCAGUACAGCAUAUGGUUUGGAGACCGACGUCUCACUGAAGUGCGGUGAAAUGCAUUGCUAGUUUCUUAACGGGCAAGGCGAAAGCAGGAGACUAAACAAAACAAAAAAUUAUCUUUCUCCUUUCUCUUUUUCUCCCCUUUCUAUAGUUUUUCUCUCUUCUAAAAAUAGCUUUUGUCUGGCUGGUUUGACAUCUGCUGUAAUUAUGUAUCAGGGGAUUCAGGAUUUCUUCUGUCAUGAUGUAACUGACCUCUCUGGUGGAGGGGAUAGAUGCCAGCCGUGCAUCUGCAGCCAUAGAACUAGAAUUAGCGUAUCCUUCAAAGUAUAGCUGUAGUGUUAGCAGUGCAGCUAGCCAGGCGUGCAGAGACAGUACUGGAUUAAAUGCGCUUCAGUGUAGUGGUUAGCAUUAGCAGUACAGCUGUCCAGGUGUGCAGGUACAGGACUGGAUUAAAUGAGAUAUUAGCGUAGCACAUGAAAUUAGAUCUCAGUGUAACCUUAGCAUUAGCAGCACAGCUAGCCAGGCAUUACCAGACUGGCUCAAUGAGCUCUCAGUGUAAUAAUAAUAAUAUGCCAUUUAGCAGACGCUUUUAUCCAAAGCGACUUACAGUCAUGCGUGCAUACAUUUUUUUGUGUAUGGGUGGUCCCGGGGAUCGAACCCACUACCUUGGCGUUACAAGCUCCGUGCUCUACCAGCUGAGCUACAGAGGACCACAUUAGCCAGUGAAACCAUAAGCGUUAGCCAGGAAGAAGAUGUAUGGCCGUUGGCUAACCAAUGGCUAACCAAUGUGUGAUUGUCUGUUUGGCUAUGAAGAUGAAUAUGUACAUAGGCCUACACAUAAACAAAGACUAAAUCUCAGAUGUGUGUGUGUGUUGUCUAAUCUUACAUAGUUGGUCAAAUGGAGCACCCACCGAACAGGAAGUUGUACCCUCACCCCAAAGUAAUUUAAGAUGCUAUAGAUCGCUCUAUAAUCAAUACACUCCCUUUAUCUUACCCGAAAUAAAGCCAAAUAGGCACCUCUGAAGUUUCUCACAGAGAAUCAAUCAAUCCCACAGCCAAUUAUGGUUAAAACAGUGCCAUGUCUCUCUAAUGGAUAGUAACAUCGAAUGAAACGCAUCACACUUUGAAAUCUGUUAAAUAUUCUUAUUCUGAGAUGCUUAGUGAAUACGUCCGUAAAGGAUUUGGAUAUGUGAAAGCACUUAAAGGCUGUUUAAGCACCAUUUUAUUUGGUGAAUUAUAACGUUUAGUGCGUCUCUGGGUCACUCUACCAUGGAGGGGUCAACGGUCAUUAAACAGAUGUAGAGAUGGAUAACGUUACAAUUCAAGGCCUAAUGAUUACUCAGGUCACCUUCAUUAUGGGCGGCAGGUAGCUUAGUGGGUAAGAGCGUUGUGCCAGUAACCGAAAGGUCGCUGGUUCUAAUCCCCGAGCCGACUAUGUGAAAAAUCUGUCGAUGUGCCCUUAAGCAAGGCACUUAACCCUAAUUGCUCCUGUAAGUCGCUCUGGAUAAGAGCGUCUGCUAAAUGACUAAAAUGUAAAAUGUAAAAUGUAAUUAUUAGCAUGCACUGAACAAUGUGCACAUGCAUGCUAUAGGCCCUAUAGGCCUAAGCGUGUUGCUGCUGUUAGCUGUCAUUUAGGCAAACCAAACUCAAGCCAGUUCUAUGUGUGUGUGCGUGCCAGUGUGUGCGUGCCUGUGUGCGGGUGCGUGCCUGUGUGCAUGCCUACAUCUGUGAAAAAUGCUGUGUUAGCGUUUAGUGUCCUGAUGUGUCGCUCAAAAGCAUCCGUUUAGUGAGUUGUUAGUUGAUGAAGGCCGUGGCUGUGUCAGUGGUCUAAAGUGCUGCAGUGGUGCUUAACAAGCUGAUCCUAACAGGGCUGAUCCUAAGAAGGCUGUGAGCGGCACCAAGUCUGUAUCUGCAGGUACUUUGUCAGCCUCUAGUCUUUCAGCUUCUCAGCACGUGGUUAAUGCUGACAGCUGACAGACACCAGGACAUUUUCUGUUAGCCUGACCAGGUUCUGUCCAGCCAGCUACUAUGGACAGGGAAAACAACAUAUUCAUUUCUUUAUGACUGGGAAUUAAUGUGGCCUCACGUCAUUUAUUUGAAGUUGAUCAUCAAGCCAUGUUUGUACUUUUGGUUGAACGAUUUGUGAAGAAUCUUUAUAGGCUUGAUAAAAGAUUUGUGAAGUUUUCAUUAAGCCGUAGGAGUUAUUAUAACAUUAUGAAGUCCUCUGCAUUAUACCUGGAGGCGAUAAGUAAGUUAUGUUUCCUCUAAAGUGGGGACAGCUUAUUCUACUUGUAGUUAUCCUGAUAUGCGUUCAGUAAUGUAAAUAGUAGCGAACGUUCACUAACACAUUUAAUUUGUUUUGUGUUAGCCGCGAACAUUCGCUAACGCUAGCUAACAGUCUGAGGUAGUGUGCGAUGAAUGGAAGUGUCUGUUUCGGGUCUAAACUGUCAGUACAAAUAAUAAAGUGGCCAUGUAGGCUUUUUAUUACAUGUAGUAGGAAUAGCUACGUUUUUUUUCAGUUUGCAGCUAAAAAGCCACAGUAAUCCUUACAAAAAGGAGAUAAGUAUUUGCAGCUUCACUGUAACAUUUUGGAAUGUUCAUUCAAAUCUUUCAACUGAAAUUGUUACUAAGCAACAUGUUUGCCGCAAACAAUGGUCUAACUGAUACAGUAAUCCAGUGUGGCCCACAUGUACUGUAUCUGCAAUGCUCUGAACAUUCCACCAUGCUUAAUAAACCCCAGUAUUAAUAAAAAAGUGAGAGAUUUGGUUUGGUGUCACUUAACUGUUGUCUUUUUUUUUUUUAUCACAUUAUCCUUUUUACAUGAAUAUGAUUGACCUAUUAAUUUGUACAUGUUUAAAGUCAUCUUGGUUUUAUUUUUAUCAUCUUCUUAUGUCUUCUUUUCUUCUGUUUGAUCAUGCUCACUUCUUUCUUUAUUUUCUUCCUCAUCCCCCUGUUUUGUUCUGUUUGCAUGGUCCCUCCUCCUCCUCUGCCUGUGUUUGUUUGUGGAACGUGAAGAACUGGAACCGUCGAGCUGUCACUCAAGUAGGCCUUUCAUUAUCAAGCCCACUUUGAUUGAGUUGGUUUGGGUUCAAAUAUGAUUAUAAUGAUAUGAUAAAAAAUAAAAAACAUUUGCAAUUGAUAAACACAGACACACAGUCUACAGUCAGUAUGUGCUUUAUCAUGCAGGAUAAGUUCACACUUAAGCACACACACACACACUUCACGCAAAUGUACUCUGUUCAUGAUUCAGAUAGAAAUCACGUGUUACAUCAUAUUUUAUUGUGUUGAGUAUAUGAUUCCAAAUGAACAGUCUUUCUUUCCUUCUGAUUUACCCCUGAAACCUGGCAAUGGUGUUUUGAUUGAAUUAAUGCACAAAGACCCUAGCUAGUUGUCUUACAGUAAAUUAAUGGAAGGCCCGUGUGAGGUUAUAUCGACUGGAAGCAAGGCUAUGGCUUGUUUCACAGCUGCUUGAGUACACCCUAAUUUUAUAGUCAUAACAUCAAAUUAAUAUUAUUAACGUCUAGGAAAGACUUCUUGAUGCCAGCACACACAUUCAGUAUCCAAGGACUCCCUGGGAAACGGUGGCAAAUGUUACUGAGUGGACUAUCCUGGUUAAAAGAAAAGAAAAUGCGUACAGACACAUACAUUUUGUCAACAUGCAGAGACAUAUUGUUAAAGUCUCACGAGAAUGCAGUUCUGUUAAUCCUAGUGUUUGUUUAUACCUUAAGCUACAGGUCCACCCUUCCGUUACCAUAGAACUAAAACAUUAUUUCAACCUCUGCCUGCUCUCUCUCUCUCUCUCUCUCUCUCUCUCUCUCUCACACACCACUCACUCACUCACUCACUCACUCAAUCACUCACUCAGGGGAUCAGCAGUCUGUUCAGUUCUUUGAAGGUUGUCCGGCUGCUGCGUUUGGGCAGGGUAGCCCGUAAACUGGACCACUACAUUGAGUAUGGAGCUGCCGUCCUCGUCCUGUUGGUGUGUGUCUUCGGCCUGGCUGCCCACUGGCUGGCCUGCAUCUGGUACUGUUCUGUUAAGACUGAUUUACUGUAUGUUAAAGGUAGAAUCAGUGAAAUGACGUUGCCACGAGCAGUACCACAGAUAUUGCGAUAGCACAGCUCUCACACAGUCACACAAAGUAUCUGCUCAUGUGCAGGGGUUCGCUUCACGCUGUUACAACGUGGUAGGUACGGGACCAAAAUAGCGGAGAAGUUUAGCCUUGCGCUUCAACACGCUUAGUUGUUGUGGAAAUUGACUAACUAUGCUGUUUACUUUGUGCAUCUACGUCAUAUCGCUGAGUCUACCUUGAAUGUGUUAUAACAGUACUUCCCAACCCUCUUAUCCGGGACCACCAGAUGUUUCACAUAUUUGUUGUAGCCCUAAACUGGCACACCUGAUUUAACUAGUCAAGGGCUUGACGAUUAGACAACAAAGAUGUGAACCAUCUGCUGGACCCCGAGGAGAGGGUUGUUAUAGGAGUUAAUAAUGUGAUAUAAAGUCAUUAUGUAGGUAACAUACAUAUAAACUGUUAUCAUAUUAUUAAUAUAAACUAUCACAGCGGCCAAAACAAUCUGGCUACUGUAUUUGUUAAUUGCAUAUUCCUUUAGUGUUUCUCAAUCCGUUCCACUCUGAUCCCCAACCGUGGCAUGCUUUUGUUCUACUACACCUGAUUUAAUUAAUCAAGAAGAUUAGUUGUGGAUUAGUUUACAAGUUGCUAGUGCUAGUAGGGAAUUAGAACAAAAAUGCAAAGUGAAAUGACUGGGGAGUCUCUGAGUAACGGAUUGAGAAACACUGCCUUUAAAAACCAUCAUGCUCUGUAGUGUUGACAGUGUCAUGCUCUGUAGUGUUGACAGUGUCAUGCUCUGUAGUGUUGACAGUGUCAUGAAGGAGAAGUAUGUUUCUGUUUCUCACCCGCAUUGUCAUGCACUGCUUUGUAACUUAACCGAAGUGAACAAACCUCUAACCUGUGUCGUAGAGGUAACCCUAACGCUAUCCCUUCCCUUACCCCUAAACCUUAACAUGGCUCUUUCUCGUCUCAACCUAACAGGUACAGCAGCUACCUGGUUUUUGUUCUUGUCUAACUGGGCUUUAACAAUAAAGGAUGCAAUUUUGAAGCAAACCUUCAUUGUGCAAUCAAGAGUUGCUGAAUAUCUUUAUAAUCUUGACUGACUAUUACAGGUACAGCAUCGGUGACUAUGAGGUGAUAGACGAGGAGACAGGCAUCCUGCGGACAGACAGCUGGCUGUACAUGCUGGGGGAGACAGUGGGCUCGCCAUACCGCUUCAACGCCAGCGGCACAGGGAAGUGGGAGGGCGGCCCCAACAAAGACUCGGUCUACAUCACAUCUCUAUACUUCACCAUGACCUCUCUGACCAGUAUAGGAUUUGGAAACAUCGCCCCCACGACUGAUGGAGAGAAGAUCUUCGCUGUCGCCAUGAUGAUGAUCGGA
Coregonus sp. 'balchen' is the source of this 25252-nucleotide messenger RNA. Lineage: Eukaryota; Metazoa; Chordata; Actinopteri; Salmoniformes; Salmonidae. The record is from the annotation of a GenBank genome assembly.